Bactrocera tryoni is the source of this 563-nucleotide messenger RNA. RefSeq lists its product as uncharacterized. The record is from RefSeq and is a predicted model, not a curated record. The transcript has 4 exons. The coding region runs from base 30 to 563 and encodes 177 amino acids. Lineage: Eukaryota; Metazoa; Arthropoda; Insecta; Diptera; Tephritidae.
UGCUAUUUUUUGAAGAUCCAAGGGCCAAGAUGUGGCUGCUUUUCCUUCGUGAUCAAGCAUCUAUUUUCAACAGAACAGUUAAAGCAGUGGAAAGCGACAAUAUUAAUGCAAUGGAAGUUGGGCAUGCACUCAAUUCUUUUGUCCAAUCGUUCGAAUCUCGGAAAAAAAGCAUUUUUGUCCGCUACAGUGCAAAAGGAAAUGGAACAUAUUCUGCUGUUGACGAAAGAGUGUCAAAAGAAGAGAUGCAAGAUCUCUCACGUCAAUUCUAUGAAUCAUGUAUAAAAUAUAUUGAAAAGUGGAAAGAACAAUUUGACCAUAUUAUGAUUUUCGCCUGGUGUGCUCUUGAUCAACCACCGAAAUGGAAGUUUAUCGAAACCACCGCGAAGUACAGUGCAACCAAUAACCAUUUUGAUCUGGAAUCAUCCGAUACUGAUUUAUUCGAUCAGUUCACGUAUUUGGAAAGAUACGUAACCGAAGAGAAAAUCCAAUCGUGGGAAGAAAAUGGUACUGCCACCGAUCAACGCUGGGCACAUCAGCCACCGUUGAACGAGUAUUUUCUCUGA